UGCUAUGCAAAGCAACGCAAACCAACGCAACGCAAGGGCAACACAAGGGCAACGGAACGAUCCGAAGGAAGGGCAACGCAGGACAGGGCAGGGAAGAGGAUAGCAGAGCAGAGGUAGAGUAGAAGGGGACCAAAGCCGUGUGGUGGGUUGCUGCUGCAAGGGGAUCUCAUGAGCUAAGCCCUGUGAACGCCACUUCUGCACAGCCAAAACACUCCGACAAAGCAGGUUGGUGGCGCAUUGCUACGGUGCCGAGCUUAACGGUGCAUUGGUUUUCUUAAUGGUUCCGAGGUCGUGGAUUUGACUGGGCGACGGGCGUACUCUAGCUGAAGAUGUUUUAGGGUUUUUCCUUUGGAGGAGGUGGAGGAGGAGGAGGUGGUUGUGGCAGCGGGCAAGAUGAAUAGCGACUUGGACCUGCUGCAGCCGCCAAUGGCAGAGGCUGCAACCCAAUUUCUUGUGGACAAGCUUGCGGAUGCAAUUCGUGCCUGCAACGAGGUUAUUGUGGAGCUUGACAACUUUCAGAACUUUGCAGACCUCUUAGAUAGUAUUAAGCAGGUGUUCAUAGACUUGGAAGACGGUGGCGACAUAUUUCAGUUGGAGGCACCAAUGCGAGAAUUAGAGCAAGAAUUGGACGAAGCACUGGGGCUCAUCGUCCUCUGCACUGUGAGGAGCCGGAUUUAUCUCCUUUUCCAUUGCCGUGUGAUCUCGAAGCAGCUGGAAGAUGUCACCCAUAGAAUGGGACAUAUCCUCGCAUCCAUACCGUCCUCCUCUCUGCGUGGUGACGACCAACAGAAGUCCGUUGUGGAUGACCUGGCCCUGGAAAUGAAAUCUGCUCUCUUUCCUUAUAAAGAUAACGAGGCCAAGCUAUGCCAGACCUUGGAGCCAGAGAAUAGGAACAUACUAAGUGAUGUGGGUGUGCAGCAGGCCAUUCUCAUGGACAUUGCUCGCACUGUGGGGAUCGAGGAUUUGUCGAGAAACCCAACAGCGUUCAGAAUUGAGCUGGAUCUGUUGAGGAGAGACGUGGAGGACUCGAAAAAUACGAACGAUAUGCGGUUGUUUGGUGUGGUCAGUGACUUGUUCAACAAAUGGCUGCAAUUGAAUGAGCAACCAAGUCAAUCGGAAGAGGCACUUGCUGUGCACCCAUGUCACAAACGCCUUGAGCCGCUGUAUGAGGCGUUUGUGUGCCCCUUGACGAAGCAAGUGAUGCAGGAUCCUGUGACUCUAGAGAAUGGGCAAACUUAUGAACGAGCGGCGAUUGAGCGCUGGUUCCAGGAAUGCAAGGAAAACGGUCGGCCGAUACUGUGUCCCAUGACGGGGCAGGAAGUGAGCACGACGGUGAAGCCUAGCUUGGCUUUAUGGCACACGAUCGAGGAGUGGACUCAGAGGAAUGAGCAGGCUCGCAUGGAGAUUGUGAAGCAGAUUAUCACGUCCGGCAAGGCUGAUGCUGAUAUCGCGUUUGCGCUCUCGGACCUGCAGAUUCUGUGUCGGAAAAAUCGAUUAAACAAGCAUAGAGCACGUACCGAAGGGUUGAUACCGUUGAUUGUCGAUCUUCUGAAGAAUAGUGAGGAAGUGCGAUGUCUCGCCUUGAGCAGCCUUCGCCUACUUGCAGAGAACGACGAUGACAUAAAGGAAGAGAUUGGUGCCACGGAUCUUAAACGCGUGGUGAAGUGCUUGUCACGUGAACAUACGAAAGAGCGUGAGGGGGCUGUGUACCUGCUAUAUGAACUAUCAAAAUCAUACUCACUUUGCAAUAAAAUUGGAGAAACAAAUGGUGCUAUUUUGAUAUUGGUAGGAAUACUUAGCAGCAAUUCUGAGGAUGUGGCUGUAGUUGACCAUGCCGAGAAGGCGCUGGCCAAUCUGGAGCGGUGUGAUAACAAUGUGAAGCAGAUGGCUGAGAAUGGACGCCUUCAGCCACUCCUUAAACGACUUGUGGAAGGACCGGAAGAGGUUCGCAUUGAAAUGGCGGAAGAUCUGUCCAUUGUACCUUUAACUUCUGAAGACAAGAGCCGAGCUGCUCAGAGAGCAGCUUUUGCACUUGUGGAGAUGCUUGGCAGUCACAACUCUGUGGCUCGUGCAACAGCGCUGAAAGCCCUGCGUAGUUUGUCUACUCUUCCGAGUAAUGGAAAUCUUCUGAUCGAAGCUGGUGUAUUGUCACCUUUGAUGCGAGAUCUAUUUAUUGUUGGCCCUAACCAAGUACCUACUAAGCAAAAGGAGAUUUCGGCGGGUGUCUUGGCCAAUGUGGUUGGUUCUGGUGCAAAUUGGGAGACUGUUUCUGUGGAUAAGGAAGGAAAUUUUCUGGCUUCAGAGAAGAUCGUGCAUAAUUUCUUACACUUAGUCAGUAAUACUGGUCCAGGCAUUGGGGCAAAGGUUCUGCAGGUGCUAGUUGGACUGGCUUCUUCAAAUAAAUCUGUUACCAGGUUAGUCCAACACAUAAGGAGCGCAGGUGCGACUGUAAGCCUCAUUCAGUUUUUAGAAGCGCCGCAAGCUGAUUUGCGAGUGACAGCAGUGAAGCUAUUGAUGCUCCUUUCUUCACACAUGGAUCAAGAGCUUGCAGAUGGUCUUCGUGUCACGACUCGUCAGCUAGGGACCUUGAUAAAGCUCCUAGACUCAGAUCAACCUAUGGAGGAGCAAGCAGUGGCUGCGGGUCUGCUCGCAAACUUGCCCAUGAGAGACUAUCACCUCACUCGGGCCAUGCUAGAUGAGGGUGCUCCCGCCUUGCUGCUCAAACGCUUAGACGAUCUCAAGAGGGGGGUUGUCCGUCCAAGCGACAGGAGACACAUAACUCCCUUUAAAACGGGCAUGGUUGGGAUAUUAGUUCGCUUUACCUGUGCUCUCGACGACCAAAGGAUCCUAAACUUAGCUAGUACGUACAACUUUACUGAGCUUUUCACAUCACUUUUGCAAAGUGGGGGAUCGGACGAACUUCAGAACUCAGCAGCGAAGGCACUGGAAAAUCUGUCCGAGAAGACACCGCAACUUUCUAGUGUUCCAGACCCUCCCAAACCAAGAGGAAUUUAUCGACUCGCUUGCUUCAAGCAGCCUACUCCCUUGAUUGGUCUUUGCCCUGUACACUCGGGGGUGUGCACAUCUAAAGAGACAUUUUGCCUGUUGCACGCCAAAGCCCUUCUGCCUUUGGUGUCCUGCUUAGAUCACAGGAAUCCUAGCAUUGUGGAAGCAGCCAUUGGGGCCUUGUCGACGUUGCUGAUGGACACUGUUGAUAUGGAAAGAGGAUCACAGGAGCUACAAAAUGCAGGAGGUAUACAACCAAUUUUGGUGAUCAUGCAAGAGCAUCGAACUGAAGUGCUGCGCCAACGGGCAGUGUGGAUGGUGGAGCGAAUUCUUCGCAACGGUGACUUGGCGCGUCAAAUUUCUGGUGAUCCACAUGUUCAUACUGCUCUUGUUGAUGCAUUCAGGUACGGCAAUAAUCAAGCCAAGCAGCUGGCCGAGAAGGCAUUGAAGCACUUAAACAAGAUUCCGAAUUUUUCUGGCGUGUUUCAAAAAGUGUAAAGUUAGUGCCUCUUCAUCCAAAGAGUCCCACCUGGCUCGUGUAUACAAGGGUUGUCCCAUUCAAUGAAAACGACAAUUUUUUUCCGUAGUAUAUUUAGCGGGUCACGGGAGAAUCGCUGUGUAAAUCAGACAAGGAGUUUAGUAUCUAUGUAGCUUUCGUAACUGGAAACCUCUUGGGUUUAUUAUUCAGUGCAUGCUCUGACUGUGCAAGAUUUAGCACUGCAUUUGCCUCUGAGGUCCAGUGUUAUCCACUAAUCUUUGUCGUAGAUUUAGUGGUUCAGGGGUUUCAAGCAGUAUCAGUUUUCCCCCUCUUUCAACUUCUUUUUGAGAGAGGCCAUUUAUGUCCUUCCUGGCCGACUUACAACAGUAAGUGUAGAAGUAUAAUUUGGAGCUUACAGUGCUCCAUUUCUUAAUGAAAUGUAUCUUGUUUCAGUGUAUUCAGUAUUACGAAUCAUCGCCGAGUGGAGGCUUUUGCCGUAAAGA
Messenger RNA from Physcomitrium patens, 3987 nucleotides. Its product is annotated as U-box domain-containing protein 43. Gene Ontology annotation, biological process: protein ubiquitination. The record is from RefSeq and is a predicted model, not a curated record. NCBI's taxonomy places the organism in Eukaryota, Viridiplantae, Streptophyta, Bryopsida, Funariales, Funariaceae. Gene Ontology annotation, molecular function: protein binding; ubiquitin-protein transferase activity.